UUUGGCGCUUCGCGUCACGACAAACACGCACAGUUUGGGCCAUUCGAUCCCUUGACUUUCUCUUUGUAGCAUCGCUAUCAUGAUACCGUCUCGACUUGCUUCAUCUGCAGCUCGCCGUCUUUCUCAAUGGCGACCUUCGGUGUCGUCGACGGGAGGGAUGCGUUGUUUGUCGCUCUCCCCGCAAGCUUUGGAUACCUCCGUGUCGUCCGACGUGAUUAUAGAUCGAUACGUGGCGUCGCGUGUUGUUGCCGAAGAAAGUCCCCGCUUACCCAACGACUCGUACGAACGCAACGCUCUUUACGAAGCAGAGGAAGAGCGUUCUAUGGGUGGUGUUACGGCGAGUGUCCGCCAGAAUUGGACACGUGACGAAAUUGCCGAAAUAUUCCAUCAACCUUUCUACGAGCUCAUGUAUAAGGCUUCCACCGUCCACCGCAUGUACUGGGAUCCUUCGGAGGUCCAGCAGUGUACGUUACUUUCCAUCAAGACGGGCGGUUGUUCGGAAGAUUGCUCGUACUGCUCGCAGUCAACUCGCCACAAAACAUUCGUCAAGCCCACUCCUACUAUGAAGGUCCAGGAAGUCUUGGAGGCGGCCCAGCGUGCUAAGGAAGCGGGGUCGACCCGGUUCUGUAUGGGGGCGGCGUGGCGAGAACUUGGUAACAAGAAGAAUGCCUUCGGCCAUAUUCUUGAAAUGGUUCGUGGUGUCAACGGUAUGGGACUCGAGGUUUGCUGCACUCUCGGUAUGUUGAACGCGGAACAGGCGAAACAGCUCAAGGAGGCGGGUCUAUCAGCCUACAAUCACAACCUCGAUACAAGUCCCGAGCACUACCCCAAGGUCAUUUCUACCCGCAGCUACGAGGAUCGUCUCAAUACAAUCGCCAAUGUGCGUGAUGCUGGAAUCAGCGUCUGCUGUGGAGGUAUCUUGGGGUUGGGUGAAGAAGAAAAGGAUCGGGUCGGACUCCUUCACGUACUGGCGACUCUCCCGGAGCAUCCCGAAUCUGUUCCCAUUAAUGCUUUAGUAGCCGUUGAAGGCACACCUCUCGGUGACUCUGAGGAUAUAUCCCGUGUAGAUGCAUUCGCCAUGGCCCGUAUGAUCGCUACCGCACGUAUCGUAAUGCCACGCACCAUGGUCCGUCUUUCCGCUGGACGUCUGUCAUUCAGUGACGCCGAACAGUACCUCAUGUUCCAAGCCGGUGCUAAUUCAAUUUUCAACGGCGACAAGCUCUUGACGACAGCCAAUCCCGAGUUUGACCAAGACCAGGCACUUUUCCGAAAGUUUGGUUUCCAAGGAAAGCCGGCACACAAAGGUCCUCGGGUUGCUCCCGCUGAAGAACAGGGCAAAGUUGCUAUUACCAAGGUGCAGGGGACAAACAACGUCGAGCAGCAAUACGCGUAAACGAGGCCGUAUCCACAAAAUAUGUAAACACACAGCCGCAUGCAUUGGACAUCAUUUCUAGGUGUACAGUGCUGUUUGCCACUGUGGUACACAUCACGAUGAAAAUGUGAAUAAAUGAAACAAAAUUAAUCCUCUUAAUCAGUUGG
Phaeodactylum tricornutum CCAP 1055/1 is the source of this 1539-nucleotide messenger RNA. RefSeq names its product biotin synthase. NCBI's taxonomy places the organism in Eukaryota, Bacillariophyta, Bacillariophyceae, Surirellales, Neidiaceae. The coding region runs from base 80 to 1393 and encodes 437 amino acids. The record is from RefSeq and is a predicted model, not a curated record. The transcript has a single exon. Gene Ontology annotation, biological process: biotin biosynthetic process. Gene Ontology annotation, molecular function: 2 iron, 2 sulfur cluster binding; biotin synthase activity. Gene Ontology annotation, cellular component: mitochondrion.